Candoia aspera is the source of this 3650-nucleotide messenger RNA. It is a transcript of the gene CYBB, whose product is annotated as cytochrome b-245 heavy chain. The transcript is spliced from 13 exons. NCBI's taxonomy places the organism in Eukaryota, Metazoa, Chordata, Lepidosauria, Squamata, Candoiidae. Gene Ontology annotation, cellular component: plasma membrane; NADPH oxidase complex. Gene Ontology annotation, molecular function: superoxide-generating NAD(P)H oxidase activity. The record is from RefSeq and is a predicted model, not a curated record. The coding region runs from base 607 to 2319 and encodes 570 amino acids. Gene Ontology annotation, biological process: defense response; superoxide anion generation.
UGUAAUCAGGCUAUCCAACACGAUGCCAAGAUCCGUUUCCUGAUCAGAAUCACACCAAUUCACAUUUAAGCAAAAGACAAGAUAAAAUGGCCAAAACUGAUGCAAAAGUACCUGUGUGACUAACACUCAGAUUUCAGACAAGAACACCAGAUCACCAAUGGGACUGCAUUCUUUAACAGACCUGGGUGAACAAAACAGUUAUUAUCUAGAGCCAAAAAGAAUCAGACUCCUCAAUAGUAUUUCAUUUUGAGCAACUACACAUGAAAGAAAGCAAUCCUAUAGGUAGUCUGGUGUUAUAACCCCAUAAUGGGUGUUACAACGUUGCUAGAGCAAGCUUGCUUUUCUCCAAAGAGGUGUGGGCAGGCAGCAUCUACAACAGUUGCAUUCUCUACGAGUUUCCAUUUUUAAGUAUAAAUAUUCAAGCAGAAAAGAGUGGACAUUAAAAGUAUUCUGAACCCACGGAGGUUUAGCUAAUACAUGGAAGAUGAAAUAAGGAAACAGACUGUUGCAAGCCUUAGCUUGCACUUCCUUUUCUGAAGGGGAAAAGGGCAUAUACUACAUAAUGAUCCAACACAGCUCAGCCUCACAUCAGUUCUCAUUGUCAUCAUGGGCAACUGGGUAGAGAACGAGGGACUCUCCAUAUUUGUCAUUUUGGUAUGGCUGGGUUUAAAUGUUUUCCUCUUUUGGUAUUACUACGUAGUAUAUGACACUGGGCCACAAUUCUACUAUACAAGAGAACUUCUUGGGCCUUACUUGGCAUUCGCCCGGGGACCUGCAGCAUGCCUGAAUUUCAACUGCCUAUUAAUUCUGCUUCCAGUCUGUCGAAAUCUGCUUUCCUUUCUCAGAGGCUCAAGUGCAUGUUGCUCAGUGCGUGUCAGAAGACAGUUGGACAGGAACCUCACAUUUCACAAACUGGUGGCCUGGAUGAUUGCACUACAUACCGCAAUCCAUACAAUUGCACAUCUAUUUAAUGUUGAAAGAUUGGUGGAUGCACGCACUGGUGAAAAUGGAACCAUUAAGGCCGCACUGUCUAAUCUGGGUGAUCAUCCAGGUGAAUCUUACCUGAAUUUUGCCCGAAAAAAACUUCCGAACCCUUUAGGUGGCCUCUAUGUGGCAUUUACAACCUUGGCUGGCCUCAGUGGUGUCAUCAUUACAUUGUGUCUAAUACUGAUUAUCACAUCAUCCACCAAAACCAUUCGCAGAUCGUACUUUGAAGUAUUCUGGUUUACUCAUCAUCUCUUUGUUAUUUUUUUUGCUGGUCUUGUCAUCCAUGGAUUUGGACAAAUUGUACGUGGGCAGACAAGGGUGAGCUUCUUGCAACAUAUCCCAAAAGUUUGUGAGAAAAAUUACACACUCUGGGGGGAAAUACCUUCAUGUCCUAAACCACAGUUUUCUGGAAACCCUCCCAUGACUUGGAAAUGGGUCAUUGGCCCUAUGAUUCUGUAUGUCUGCGAGAGACUAGUGCGGUUUUGGCGCUCACAACAAAAGGUGGUUAUUACAAAGGUUGUCACACAUCCUUUCCAAACCUUUGAGCUCCAGAUGAAAAAGAAGGGCUUUAAGAUGGAAGUUGGGCAGUACAUUUUUGUCAAAUGCCCUGCAGUGUCAGUACUGGAAUGGCAUCCUUUCACACUGACUUCUGCCCCUGAAGAAGAUUAUUUCAGCAUUCACAUACGUGUUGUAGGGGACUGGACAGAAGGCUUGUUUAAAGUUUGUGGCUGUGACAAACAAGAACUCCAAGAAGCUUGGAAACUGCCUAUGAUAGCUGUAGAUGGUCCCUUUGGUACUGCUAGUGAAGAUGUGUUCAGUUAUGAAACGGUGAUGCUCGUUGGAGCUGGCAUUGGGGUUACUCCCUUUGCAUCUAUCCUCAAAUCUGUGUGGUACAAGUACUGCAAUAAUGCCAUGGACCUAAGACUCAAAAAGAUCUAUUUUUAUUGGCUCUGCCGAGACACCCAUGCCUUUGAAUGGUUUGCUGAUCUCUUGCAGUCAGUGGAGACUCAGAUGCAGGAAAAGAAUAAAACAGACUUUCUCAGCUACAACAUCCAUCUUACUGGCUGGGAUGAAUCUCAGGCAACUCAUUUUACAAUGCAUCAUGAGGAGGAAAAAGAUGUGAUUACAGGCCUGAAACAGAAAACUCAGUAUGGAAGACCAAAUUGGGAAAAUGAGUUCAAAGCAAUUGCAGGCCAACAUCCAAGUUCCAGGGUUGGUGUUUUCCUGUGUGGACCUGAAGCCUUAGCUGAAACUCUAAAUAAGAUGUGCAUUAACAAUUCAGAUGCUGACCCAAGAGGCAUACACUUUAUAUUCAACAAAGAAAAUUUUUGAAGAUGUACUUACCAAUCUUAAGUUAGCCAUGGUGUAUUAUAUUUCAUUGGAAUUUUGCUAAAAGUUAUUAGAGGAAAAAUACACGGUCUUAAACUGAUCCUUUUUUUAAUCCCAUAGCAAGACUUUUUAAGAGGCUUAGGAUAUGUUAGCAUUGUCAAACACAGACUGAGUUUAUAUACUGUGUUAAAUCAUAAGGAGAGUUGUAUUGUUUUAGGUUAGUGUGUAAUCCAAAUAUAUUGUGGUUUGCAAACUAAGGUUUAUGGCAAGCUGGGCAAUGUGCAGAACAUGGGCCCUUUUGAGUCCGCCAGCACACCAAAAUCUGAUUUAGUUCCUCAUUCAAUCACAGAACCCAUUGGGUGAUUUUGAACCAAUCACUGUCUCUCAACUCCACCUGCCUUACAGGUUGUUACUGUACUGUUACUCAAACAAAGGACAGAGAGUGUAUACAAACAGCACUAAAACCAUAGAAAAACUGUAGCCCAAAUGCUCUAAGGUGCUCAACUGCAAUGCUUCACUCAUUAUAAAUCUCUUGAGAUUGCAUAAACAAAGUUUUUGCAAUCACCGCUUCAGGCACCUUUAUGUGUAUCUGAUGUGACUCUUAGAAUAGAAAUACGGCAACAGAAAGUGAGUGAGGACAUGAUUAUUGAUACCUUUGGCUUAAAUGCCAUUUCUUCCUGCCAGGACUGAUUCUAUUAGUCCUAGUAGACCAAUUUCAGUCUUCAUGGUGACAAACAAUGGUAGAGAAACUGACUCACUAUGCUCUACCAUGCAAACCACAUUCCAGUCCACAUUAGAACUUGCAUAACAUAUCCUAGAUGGGAAUCAAGCAGAUAUCUAGUUGUUCUGGUUUCUGCUGCCCAACAAAGAGCCAUUUUAGGGCUAGGUUUGAUAUCUCACCUUCCACACUUUUUAGUGGGAGAUUUACCAAAGCCCCUGUGUUUAAAAGAGCUUGUCCCUGCAGCAUGUGUUGUUGAGACCAUCCAAUAUGUGCUACUAUAUUGCUCUGAUUACCAGGGCAGUUGACAAAUGCUCAUUGUUCCUUUACUGACACAAUUAACUGGACAAAAUGAAAAUGUUCUUAACUGCCUUCUUCUUGUUUGAUAUUGUGCAAUGUUGCUAGUGUUGCCAAAUUUUGCAUAGCAGCAGUAAGAUUUGCAGACAUAUAACUAAUGGGACUGGAUAUGGGGAAACAAGUUGAAGGAUUUGGGGUUUUUUUUUACCAUUAUCAUUGACUGGAUAUUGUUUAAUUGUACAUUUGCCCUGAUUACUGUUCAAACAAAUUUGUUGCUGUUUGUACUAAUUUUAUGAACUCCUAGUAGUUUAUCAUAAAA